UCGAUGUUUUUGUCAAAUGGUCAGAAUAGACGGAAAGACAAAGCCGCGCUGCAAAUGAUUAUUAUGUAUUAAAUAAUAACAAUUACGUGUUGUGAAUUAAAGCAAAAUAAAUGAGCGUGGCGCCCAGAAUUGCCAGCCACAGCUAGUGAGUGCAUGUGCGUGCGCUGCAAAACGACUGCGUUGUUGCUGUUGUUGCUGCGUGCCAGAAGCAAAUACGCAUAUAAUCUGUGUUAACAACAAAAACAAAGUCUGCCAUGAGCCGCCUUUUGGAGAAGCCCAACAUUGCCAUGUCCAUUACAUCAACAGGUAGUCAAUUAUCCAGCACUGUUGCCGCCGGCACGGCCAACAAUGCGGCCGCAGCGGACGACACAGCUGCUCCAGCGGAGGACGAGGAUGGCCACAAGAGCGCAACUGGAACGCAAAUGACGGCGGCGUCCACCAAUCAGAGCGCAAAGGCCGCAGAUGUGCACAACAAUCUGGACGAGGUGAUCAUCAGUCUGAUAUCGGGCGCUGCGGCCGGUGCUUUAGCCAAAACAACAAUUGCCCCGCUGGAUCGCACGAAAAUCAAUUUCCAAAUACGCAAGGAUGUGCCAUUUUCAUUUAAGGCAUCGCUCAACUAUCUGCAACAGACCUAUGCCAAGGAGGGCGUCCUCGCCCUUUGGCGUGGCAACUCGGCGACGAUGGCGCGCAUCGUGCCCUACGCGGCCAUUCAGUUCACAUCCCACGAGCAGUGGCGGCGUAUCCUGCACGUCGAUCAGAAUGGAACCAACACCAAGGGACGUCGUUUCGUGGCCGGCUCACUGGCGGGCAUAACAUCGCAAUCGUUGACGUAUCCCUUGGAUUUGGCGCGCGCUCGCAUGGCGGUCACGGACAGAUACACGGGGUAUCGCACACUGCGUCAAGUGUUUACCAAUAUCUGGGUCGAGGAGGGACCACGAACGCUGUUCCGUGGCUACUGGGCCACAGUGUUGGGUGUUAUACCCUAUGCGGGCACCUCCUUCUUCACCUACGAAACGCUCAAGCGCGAGUAUCAUGAAAUUAUUGGCAAUACAAAGCCGAAUGCUCUCAUUUCGCUGGCAUUUGGCGCCGCGGCGGGUGCGGCCGGACAAACGGCCAGCUAUCCGCUGGACAUUGUUCGUCGGCGCAUGCAGACGAUGCGUGUAAGUGCAGAUGCGCCUGAACGGUUUCCUACGAUACUGGAGACGCUUGUUAAGAUCUACCGUGAGGAGGGUGUCAAAAACGGCUUCUAUAAGGGCCUGAGUAUGAACUGGAUCAAGGGUCCCAUUGCCGUAGGCAUUAGCUUCUCCACGUAUGAUUUGAUCAAGGCUUGGCUUAUUGAGUUGUCCCACUUGAAGCGUGGUCGGGUCGAGAAGUAGCAACUGGCCUCCAAAACACACAUACUCAUUAGCACACACACACACACACACACCAACAGAAUGAGAAACAGGAAAAUGUACUGCUUUCGCACUUAAGUUAAAUGUUUCGAUAGCAUGAAAGGAUUUAGUGCAGCAUUCUUAUGCAGCAUCAGCAUUGUUAUAUAUUUGAUUGAUAUUUUUAGUUGUUAAAUGUGGGAGAGUUAUGAAGAAUACACAAACGCUUACUUUUGUUUUUCAAUGUAAUCGAUUAUUUUCUUUAAGCUGAAAGUAAACAAACACAAUAAAAA
Drosophila montana is the source of this 1663-nucleotide messenger RNA. It is a transcript of the gene DPCoAC, whose product is annotated as dephosphocoenzyme A carrier. Bases 255 to 1376 code for a protein of 373 amino acids. Gene Ontology annotation, biological process: transmembrane transport. Lineage: Eukaryota; Metazoa; Arthropoda; Insecta; Diptera; Drosophilidae. The record is from RefSeq and is a predicted model, not a curated record. The transcript is spliced from 6 exons.